AUGGUCGUAUGGCAACCAAACAACAGUAUGCUCACUGAAGACCCUUCUUCAACCACCACUAACACUGUUGAUAUGGAGGAUAAAAAUACCCUCAAAGACUCUCAUUCUGAAUCACUUGGCACAACGCAUUUCAACAAUACAGAAGCAGAACGAAAGAAAACAGCUGAAAAAUUAUUCGGGAAUAGCAGCGCCGAUAUUUCACCUGCUGUCGAAGACACUCUAGAUUGUAACAUAAACACACUUAGUACAAUUACUGAUAAAGCAACAGAUAUAAAAGAUACAACUGACAUGACUAAUAAUAAUUCGACUACUGCCAUUUCCGUCGAGACCGUAGGUACCCAUCACCUCACAGAUACCAUCUCAGAAGAUUCACAAGUUUCUUUAAUAGAAACUCAUAUCCCUGAAGAACAUCGUCUGUCGAAAGAAUCCCGAUUUUCAAAAGAAUCAGGAAUGGUUUCGAGUGCAAGCAGUUCUAUAAACGACGGCGACAACGAGACUGACGCUCAACAACCUUCUAGCUUGACGUCUCAAUUGUCCACUACCAACAAUGACCAAUACACUCGAACAUUCACUGAUAACUCUAACAAGCACUUGGGCAUAAUCACCGAAGAAGAAGAAACGAAAUCAAUACUUUCUAAUCAUUCCCAAGAUGUAUCAAACUAUGCUCCAGAAAGCAUAGAGAAUAAUAGUGAAAAGCAAAAUAUUACUACAAAUGUCCGAGAAGAGCACUUUCUAACUUCAGACCAAGCAGAUACAGAGACAAGACUCAGCGGCUCAUCACCGACUGCUUCUGAUAUAUCUGAAACUCCCUUAUCUUCGAACCAACUUCCUGUGGAAGCAAAAAGGAGAAGUAGCUCUAAGCGCAAAAACUCGACACGUUCAAUAUUUUCUGUCUUGUCUCCCUCGAUUAGAUCAUCGUCUUCAUCGACGUCAACGAGAGAUUCUAGCAGAGGUUCAUUUUCUGACACAGAGGGCGAUCCUGUUCCACGUAAACAACAGCAACAUUCGGUAUUAUCUAAAGCAGACAGAAUACUGGGAAGGUCACCGUUUGGCUCAAUAUCAGCCAGGAGGCGAACUUCGAGGAUGCUGAAUGCUAGCGAGAGCGAGGUAACCCCCCCCGGAUCACCUAAUUCUCCCGAGAAGCUGUCCAAAAUAGGCAAAAUACUUGGAUUAACUCCAUCGGAGGAGAAGCUUUUGUUAGAAAAACCAGAUGUAGCAAGCCAAAUAUUCCAAUUAUCGUCCUCAUCCUCAUCGUCUCUAGACGAAAAAUCUGCAAAGCCUAAAAAAAGUGAAGCCGAUAAUCGCCCAGUCAAUACAAGUAAUAAAGCAAAUAAAGUGCUUGGUUUACCAGUUGAUAAUGGAAUGCCUGUAAUAGACGAGAAGAGCAAAGCUGGGAAAAUCUUGGGAUUAGAAGAGAAGGUUCAAAAACGUAGAGGAACAUCAAUGUAUGUCAGUAGAGUUAGCGACAGAGUUUCCGGUCUGGUAGUUCACUCUCGUGUCGGCAUUAGUAGUCCAAUCACAGUUGCCACUGUUAAUAAGAAUAUUGCUUUGACUGGCACGUUAACUAAAUAUCAGCAUGUUACGUUUGGAAAAAGCUGGAAGCGAAGAUUUUUCAUCCUCGCCAAGACGACUUUAUACUGUUUCAAGGAUAGCGAAAGAUCGUCACUAAUGACAGACAGUUUUGAAAUAACGGCUGAAACAACUGUCUGCGUAACUGAUGCAUUCAGUGGUAAACAAUGGAUGUUACAAGUAAACAAAGAAGGAACUAAACCGUGGUAUCUCCAAGCGGACAAUGUAGAAGACAUGAAAUUAUGGUUGGCAGAACUGAAAGCGACAGUUGUUAAAUGUAAAUAUAGCGUAACACAACUUCCAGAAGUACCAACACAUAAGACUAUAGAUGAGCCCGUUAACAAUAUACAUAAUACCCCCGUCCCUGCUCCUCGCCGGAUUAGACAAUCACCACCAACUGUAGCAUCAUCUUCACAAGGUAUAGCGUCGACGAUCUCGCCAUCGUACAUUCAACAAUCGCUUCCUCCUCCUCCACGCCCAGCUCCAUCGGCGCCAGCAAAUAUAACAUCGCUUCCACCACCACCUCGUCCCAAAUCCGCCCCAACAACAUCAUGUCCACCGUCACCUACACCUUCGUUACCACCAUCAAGACCAUUGUCUCCGCAGCAUGAUCCGGAUGUUGCCGAACUGGCAGGUGCUAAUAUAGGCGCUCCAGCACGACCAUCUUCCCCCGUGCAUACACUUUCACCUCCAAAGACAAGGACUGCUAAAAUCAUGGUGCGCACAAAUAAUAAUAAUAUACCACGGGAGGAUAUUGACUCAGUGGUUACAACGCCAACAUCUGUUUUUAAUCCUGCUAAGGAGAUAAUUGGGCAGGAUAUUGGUGAGGACGAAGAGGAUGAAGAAGAGGAAGGUAGUACUCUAUCUAGUUCAAUUAAUUUACCGUAUAAUGCACAGAACACGGAUAAGUCGCAGAAAUCAGUGGGAACAACAUAUUCGCUGGGUAAUCCACCCGUAAUGCCCUCAAGGCCACUACGGACUAUGACUCCGCCAGCUGGGUUAUUUUCUCUAAACCAUAACGCAAAUAGAACUGUAACUAAUACUACAACGCAACCGCCAAAACAAACAAAUCAAACAACGAAGCCGAAAUCAACAUUUUCAUCAAUAUCUAAUUCGUCCUCAAUUACAGAUUCAUAUACAUCACUUCCCCCACCGCCUCGUUCGCCGCCGCCCCCUAGGACGGCAACACGUUCUCCCAUUCUAUCAACUCCGCAACCUCCACGAUCCUCACGAUCACCACAUCCACCACGGUCUCCGCCGGUGGUGUAUGCUUUUAACCAGCAAUAUUAUAAUAUUCAUUCUACACCGCCUUCAACGCCACCGAGGUCUCCAGUAGCUGUCUCACCACCAAGAUCUACAGCAGUUGUUGGUGUAUCGAAUGUUGCCACAAAACGUCGCAUUCCUCCCAAUCUUUCUCUAUCAAAUUCGUCUCAUCCGUCUCCUCCAUCCCCUCGCUCUCCCCAUUCAACUCACUCCGCUCCAUCAUCACCUUAUUAUUAUACAUCUCGUUCACGCAAAGCCACGGAUUCGCCCCCAUUCUAUAGCACUAGAUCUCCAACGCCUCCUGCACGAAUAAUGAACAUUCCGACUAGUCUUUCGUCUGCUCUUGCACCUACGGUUCCACAUCCCCCAGGCCCACCGCGGUUCUCCAAACCAACCUCUUCCCAAUCACGGUCUAUACAGCCGUCCAAUAAGUUGCAAUAUCAAUCUAUCCCGAUUAUAUUGCCAUCUUCGGCAAUAACUUCAAUUCCUCCUCCGCCGCGUACUCGACCACCUAAUAUACCCCUACCUUCUAUACCAACAAACGUUAGGCCGAGGAAUUUGAAUGGCAAGAAUAUUAGGGGUGUAGAACCAGCAGUUGAAUUUUCAGACGACGAUGAGUUAGAUCCUGAUUAUCGUGAUGAAGUAAAUGCUGCCUGGAGAAAGUCCCAAUUGACAAAAUCUUUGGAAGAGAAGCAUAACAAGCGGCAUAGAAAUGCAGCGAGAGUGAGUAAACGUCAUCGGGAUAUAAACGGUGGCACCGAUGAUACUCAUCGAGUAGAUUCUGACGUUGAAUCUAACGAGAGUGACGUUCAUACAAACCAUGCAAGAGCAUUAAAUCGUAAUUUCCGAAGAGUUCUAAUUGUUCAUGAGCGUAUGAGUAGUGGGGAUUUUGAACUCGUUGCCAGUGUUCAGGAAUUGGAUAAAAUUAGCUCCGCGGAUGAUAAUUACGACGAUGACGGCUAUGCGGUGAAGAGCGUGGAUGAGGGUAAAAUGGGAUUGGAUGAAGCGGAUAGCGUGGACAUUUAUUUAAAUGGUGUAGUGGAUGUUAAAACAAAAAUCAGUGGAUAUGAGAGUGAUGGGAGUUUAAUUGACCCUAUGGAUUCUGUAGAUGAUAGUACUCGAUGGGCAUCUUCAAUAUUUUGA
This is a messenger RNA of Paraglomus brasilianum, 3975 nucleotides long. The record is from the annotation of a GenBank genome assembly. Lineage: Eukaryota; Fungi; Glomeromycota; Glomeromycetes; Paraglomerales; Paraglomeraceae.